GUUGGCUCACUUUGUGAAUCCUUAAAAUGUAAACCCAGCCUGUUUCAUUUGAAACGUGUAAAAUGUAUGGGAAUGAGUGCGUGCUGUUCUUGUUCAAUCAUGUGAUUGAUCUCAGUGGUUCACCUUCUUGCUCUUGUUCUUCUGUUGUCCUGAUCUUGAUCAGGAUCAUCCUGCUGGUUUUCAUGUUCUUCAUUAUUUUCAUCACCAUGAGACUCAUAGAAUUGGAACGGCAUAAGACUGAGGAAAUUCAUGCCCUUCAUAUUCGUGAAAUUUACG
Molecule: messenger RNA, 276 nt
Organism: Amoebophrya sp. A25
Lineage: Eukaryota; Dinophyceae; Syndiniales; Amoebophryaceae
Source: the annotation of a GenBank genome assembly